Molecule: messenger RNA, 860 nt
Organism: Leptonychotes weddellii (Weddell seal)
Lineage: Eukaryota; Metazoa; Chordata; Mammalia; Carnivora; Phocidae
Gene: SFTPC
Product: surfactant protein C
Biological process (GO): respiratory gaseous exchange by respiratory system
Cellular component (GO): extracellular region; alveolar lamellar body
Source: RefSeq, a predicted model, not a curated record
CUACCGGCACAUAUAAGACCCUAGUCACACUUGGGAGAUGAGAGGGGAAGGCGCCUACAGCAAGAUGGAUGUGGGCAGCAAGGAGGUCCUGAUUGAGAGCCCACCAGACUACUCGGCAGCCAACCAGGGCCGUUUUGGCAUCAUCCCCUGCUGCCCUGUGAGCCUCAAACGCCUUCUCAUUGUGGUCGUGGUGAUAGUCCUUGUGGUCGUGGUGAUUGUAGGGGCCCUGCUAAUGGGUCUUCACAUGAGCCAGAAGCACACUGAGAUGGUUCUGGAGAUGAGCAUUGGGGGACCGGAAGCCCAGCAGCGCCUGGCCCUGCAGGAGCGUGUGGGCACCACUGCCACCUUCUCCAUUGGCUCCAGUGGUAUUGUAGUGUAUGACUACCAGCGGCUCCUGAUUGCUUAUAAGCCAGCCCCAGGAACCUGUUGCUAUGUCAUGAAGAUGGCUCCGGAGAACAUCCCAAGUCUUGAGGCUCUCACUAGAAAGUUCCAGAACUUCCAGGUCAAGCCUGCAGUGUCUACCUCUAAGCUGGGCCAGGAGGAGGGCCAUGAUGCUGGCUCAGCAUCCCCUGGGGACCUGGACUUCCUGGGCACCACAGUGAGCACCCUGUGUGGCGAGGUGCCCCUCUACUACAUCUAGGACCCCUCAGGGCCUGUGGAAGCCCCAAGUGAAGAGGAAAGAUCCAUGCGCUAAAGGUCUUUUGCAGAGAGAUAGCAAGCUGCUCCUACCCACACCACAGGGACUGGAGCUGGAGAAAUGGGAGCUGUGGGGAGAGGUGGGAGCGGGCAGAAGAGAUACGGCUCCUAGGGCCAAGGGGCUCCUACCACGAAAGAAUAAAGCAGCCUGAUUGAAAAACAAA